This is a messenger RNA of Corythoichthys intestinalis (scribbled pipefish), 2245 nucleotides long. RefSeq names its product gastrula zinc finger protein XlCGF52.1-like. Gene Ontology annotation, molecular function: RNA polymerase II cis-regulatory region sequence-specific DNA binding; DNA-binding transcription factor activity. Bases 228 to 1472 code for a protein of 414 amino acids. Gene Ontology annotation, biological process: regulation of transcription by RNA polymerase II. The transcript is spliced from 3 exons. The record is from RefSeq and is a predicted model, not a curated record. NCBI's taxonomy places the organism in Eukaryota, Metazoa, Chordata, Actinopteri, Syngnathiformes, Syngnathidae.
UUUUUUUUUUUUUUUCUUCCCUUCUAACCAAACGUCCUCCUUCAAAGCAUUCUCAUCGGUUGUUAUGGAAGGUGCACUUCUUUCCUGGACUUGGUGGGCUUGGACUUGGUGCUGAUGUGGAUAAAUUCGCUGUAAAAGAUGGCCCAGGAUGUACAGAGUGUCCCGAAGAAGAUCUUCACCCUGAGAAGCACAAUCACCUCCACGUUAAACAGGAGGAGGAGUCCGAGAUGUCGUACAUCAAACAGGAGGAGCCAGAGACACCCUUCAUUAAAGAAGAAGAACAGGAAAAUGAAAUCCUCAAGUUUCCAGUGGCUGUCAGUGUGAAGAGCGAAGAAGAUGAAGGUCCAAGCGGAGAAGCGAAACAAUCAAGCAAUGGCUCAUUUCAGCACCUGACAACAAGAGGAGAAGGACAAUCGCAACCGGAAGACCUAUUAGCACCGCUCUCGGACAGCGACAGCGUAACGUCACACUCUUCUGACUUUAACACUGAUGAGGAGGAUUAUGACUUUGAGCGAAAUUCUUCAAAAUCCUUAAACAAGUCAUCACUGAAAAAAGACGCAAAAGAAUGCGUGGUUGGGAAACCUUUUUCCUGCACACUUUGCAGCAAAAGAUUUUCACAGAAGUCUCAUUUAAUAACACAUAAGCGUACACACACUGGAGAAAAGCCUUUUGUCUGCACACUUUGCAACAAAAGAUUUACUCAGAAGGGUAAUAAAGAAAAGCACAUGCGUACACACACUAGAGAAAAGCCUUUAUCCUGCACAUGUUGUGGCGAAAGAUUCGCCGAGAAGGGAAAUUUAAACCAACGCACAAGCACAGACAGUGGAGAGAAGCCUUUCGCCUGCUCCUUUUGCGAGAAAAUAUUUUAUUGUCAGUCUCAGUUAACAAUACACGAGCGUACACACACUCGAGAAAAGCCUUUUCCCUGCUCAAUUUGUCAAAAAAAAUUCUGUCAGAAAUCUGAUUUAGAACGGCAUAAGCGUACACACACUGGAGAAAAGCCUUUUCUCUGCACAUGUUGUGGUAAAAGAUUCAGCCAAAAGAGAAAUUUAAACACACAUACAAGAACACAUACUGGAGAGAAGCCUUUUGCCUGCUCACUUUGCGAUAAAAGAUUUUGUCAUAAUAUUAAUUUAAAAACGCAUAUGCGUACACACACAGGAGAAAAGCAUUUUUCCUGCACAUGUUGUGGUGAAAGAUUCGCCGAGAAGGGAAAUUUAAACCAACACGCAAGCACACACAGUGUAGAGCUUUUCGCCUGUUCACUUUGCGACAAAAGAUUUUCUCAGAAGUAUAAUAGAGAAAGGCAUAUGCGUACACACACUGGAGAAAAGCCUUUUGCCUGCUCAGUAUGUCAUAAAAGAUUCCGUCAGAAGAGAUCUUUAAACAAACAUGGAACAACACACACUGGAGAGAAACCUUUUGGCUUCUCACAAGGGAAAUAUAGUAAAACACGCAAGAAGCCAGACUGAGUAAUAAACUUGAAUUGCGGUGUUUGACAAGGUUUUUAAACUCCCACCACACAUUUACAGUGGAAAAGGCUUUUUAAAUUUCCUUAUUCAGUUUCCCUUGAGCCACUUUUGAAAAAGUUGAAAUAAUUUUGCAGGUCCUGGUCUUUUUCACAACUAUCCAAUAUGUUUUUUUUAAUCGAAUAGAUUUGGUUUACUUUAGGUUAGGUUACGUCAUAUCAAGCUCGAUCAUUUGCUCUGUUUCAUAUUAUGACGUCUUUCCUGCUACUUUGAUUUACUUAGAUUUAGCUUAAGUCUCCUCUAUUUUUUGCUUUUGUAAACCCUGUUUUAAAGUGACCUUGAGUGUCUUGAAAGGUGCUUUGAAAUAAAACCUUACACUGGUCAACAGUAAAAUUUGCACAUUAAAUAUUUAUAUAUUUGUAGCUGUUGAAUGCAUUGCAAGUGUCAGAAUAUAGCAAUUCUCUCUAGUUUCCGAGUCCAUACAGUUUUAAUGUUCUCAAUGAGAAUGAUUUUAAAAUAUCUAUGGAAUAUUUCCUUUAGGACACAAAAGGCUGAUCAAACCAAGGACAAUGUAUUACAAUAAUAAGCUUGUGUUAUUAUUUGAAAAACUUUUAUGCUGCGCUUCCCUUUGUUUAUUGUUUGUUUAGUUUCCAAAAUGUAUUUGAAUGGUUUUAGGGAUGAUGUCUUUAUUAGUCCUGUGCAUUGGAUUAUUUUCCAAUCUGAUUCAUUAUAAAAGUGCUUUUAUUUUGUAUUGCUAUUCAUUUCCCCCCAUACUU